Messenger RNA from Megachile rotundata (alfalfa leafcutting bee), 5128 nucleotides. RefSeq lists its product as uncharacterized. Gene Ontology annotation, biological process: intracellular signal transduction; positive regulation of apoptotic process; protein phosphorylation. Gene Ontology annotation, cellular component: nucleus. The record is from RefSeq and is a predicted model, not a curated record. Gene Ontology annotation, molecular function: ATP binding; protein serine/threonine kinase activity. NCBI's taxonomy places the organism in Eukaryota, Metazoa, Arthropoda, Insecta, Hymenoptera, Megachilidae.
AAGGUUCAAUUGUUAGUCAACCGUCGCGAGAAACGGUCGCGCGUGAUAAGGCUCGCACGAUAGAAGCGCGUGCCUCGUUUCGCGAUCGGUGCGUGCACUCCGAGAUUCGUGGUUAGCGACCACCGUGCCAAACGGAGAGGAUUUUUCGUUCGGAGAUGCGUGCCUCUAAACGCGAUAGUGACGCGGUGAUUCGUUCACCGUUGGCUCGUCGCCGCGAGUAAACGUAGCUCGUGUAAACGCAGUGACCGAAGCGAAAAACGCCUUUCGUUUCUUUCGUAUUCUACUAUUUCUCCUACCUGAAAGGAUAUUUACGCGUGCCCCGCUAAGCAAAUAGCUGGGUAUGAUCGGUACAAGUGAAAAUCGUAAUCUGCUCGUGUGACUCGUACGAGACUGGUGCUCGCGCUUGGCCUUCCACGUUUGUGAUCGUACAACCAGAAGAAAAUUUGGGAUUAUCGCGUAUCGUGCAUCUCGUUUGCUUCUCGUCCAGUUGACGCACGUCGCGUCACACCGGCACCAGCCAUGACGGCGGAUAGCCUGUUCGAAACUACCAGCAUCCCAGGGCAUCUCGCUCCCACGCCUCAAAGGCUGGAGAGGCUUCUCUCGAAACAGACCCUCGAGGAGCUGUACGAGGUCGAGGAACAACCUUUCGCACGGGGUAAAUAUGCGACGGUGAGAAGAUGUCGGGAGAGAUCGAGCGGAAGACAGUGGGCUGCCAAGUUCCUGAGGAAGAGGAGACGAGCGCAGGAACUGAGGGCGGAAGCGCUACACGAAGUCGCGGUGCUGGAUGCCGCGGCUAAUUGCUCUCGCCUGGUGUCUCUUCAUCAAGUGUUCGAGACCAACACCGAGAUGGUGUUGGUGCUGGAAUUAGCUCCCGGUGGCGAGUUACAGAUGAUAUUGGACAGAGACGAAGUUCCGGAAGAGCGACAGGUUGCCAGACUGCUGAAGCAGAUUUUGGACGGAAUUGCGUUUCUGCAUUCCUUGAACGUGGCUCAUCUCGACAUCAAGCCUCAGAAUCUGGUCCUCACCGGCGAGUUUCCCGACUGCGACGUGAAGCUUUGCGACUUCGGGAUCUCGCGAUAUAUCAGUCACGGUGCGGACAUAAGGGAGAUCUUGGGCACGCCCGACUAUGUCGCGCCAGAGGUGUUAAACUACGAGCCGAUCAGCUUGGCGACGGACAUGUGGUCAAUCGGAGUUUUGCUGUACGUGUUGCUAACGGGAUGCUCUCCAUUCGGCGGCGACACCAAGCAGGAAACGUUCUGCAACAUUAGCCGAUGUCGCCUAGAUUUCCCCGACGACCUGUUCGAAGACGUGUCGGAAGAGGCGCGCGAUCUGAUGCGCAAGCUGAUGGUCAAGGAUCCAAACGAACGUUUGACCGUCACGGAAUGUCUUCAGCACUCGUGGUUCGCCAUGUUUGACGAUCCGCAGCCGCCUCUGUCGACGUCCAGUUGUCCAUCGUUGAACGGGACCGCGGCGGAAAACGAGUCGUCGAGCGAAAGCAAGACGACCUCGAAGCCCGUGUCGGCGCACACGGAAAACCUGUAUUCGAAGUCAAAGUUAUCGGCCAAGCCUGUUAGAUACGGACUGAGUUCCGAUCGCAGGGACACGUUCAAACGGAACAUGGAGUCGCUGGCGCAAAAGUUUUCCGGUACGGAAAUCGUGAUAAUCGAGCCGGUUUCCAGCGGUACGGGUGCAUCGACGAACGCGUCGACCGGAACUCAGAGGAGAGCCACGGCAACGCACACGAUGCCUGCCGGAGAAGUGUUCAAGUGCACGCCCGUGUUCAUUUUGGGCGAAGAGCAGCACUGCAGCGACAGCGGCAGCGACACCGUCUCCGAGAUCUCGACGGACAGCUCGAGCGAUCGGAGCAGCAUCUACUCGGACGACUCGCUGGACUUCAUUCUGUACGGAAAGAGUCAAAGCAGAGCCAGUUUCCCGUUCGCGAGCACGGACUCGUCGUCCGACAGAUGGGAACAGAGGCAUCAUCGCGCGAGGGCGUGGCCUAGGGAAUGCAACGGAGUUGUCAGCAAGGUUCUCAGUCGUUUCUCGUCGGAAACGACUAACACCAAGUUCAGCAAAGAGUCCAGCCCGCCGACGAUGCACGGAAAGACCGGAUUGGAAGCUCUUCGCGAGAGAGGCGGAAACUACGUAGUGAUCCGCGAGCCCGUCAGAGCUGGCAGAUACACCAGGUACAGCGAGGUACAGUGCGAGUCGGUGCAGGCACGGAUUCGACGGUUUCAGUUCCACGGAGCCUCGUAGACGCGACAGAGGAAGAGGACGGUGAUGUUUCACCCGCGAACGGCUUUCUCGAGCAGCUUCAAAGUCUCGGGUCCGCGAGAUUCGCGCGAUCCGUUGUACAUAUAAUUUUACGGUGUACAGUACAUAGUUUGAUAAUCCGCGUUACGAAGAAUCGGUAUCCGGUUAUGAGGCGAAAUCGGUGCGGAUGCGUUGGCUGUAAAUACAUAUGGAAAAGGCUCGUGCGAGGACGAGGGUACCGAUAUUUCGUGACGCGCCUUGUAAAUAAAUAUUCGGACGACCGAGAUUCUACGAGCGCGUCGAGUUUCGACGAUUUUAUCGUACGUAACGCGGGAGUGGAAGACAGGGAAAUUCCUUGGAUGUGUAAAUAAGAACGAUGCUAGUAGAGAUUUUGAAUGAACGAGCGAGAGGAUCGAGUGAUAAAGAAACGAGACGCAUCGUCUGGCAGCUCGUCGUCUGCCAUUACCGAUAGACUGACCUGAUCGGCCGUCCUUUCGAAUUAACACGUAAACAAUCGCCGCGAAUUUUGCACGAUCGACGCGCAUCGAGUUGCUCGCGAAACGAAACACUCCUCCGAUUCCCUCGAUUAUUACGAAAGCGGAAAAUGUCAGGCAUAUGUCAGACUCGCGAUCUCCUCGAGAAGGCGAUAUACGUUUAUGUCGAGCGAACGAAUGCGCGCCAAUAUUCCUUUUCUUUUACGAUCGAAUUUUAUCGAGGUCAGCGUAGAAGAAGCGUUUGUUCCCUUAACGUACUCUCGUUGUUCGAGGGGAGUUUGAUCGAUAAAAUCGGAGGAGCAACUGGAUGCCUCGAACGGGCAAUUUCGCGAACUUAGCCAUAGCGAUCGAUCGGGGCCGCGAUAGCAGUAAUCCGAAUUACCUGGAGGUCCGUUCGACGGAUCUCGUUAAAAUCGAAAUUCGAUAACUUCGGUGCCUUUAAUCGUAAGCGUUAAGAGAAUCGCGUGCAUAAUCCUAUCGCGGUCGGGUUACGUACCAGAGUAUACGCAUGUACGCGCGCAAUGAAAUAACGUGCGAUAUCGCGUCGGGAACUGGCGCGUUUAUCGAUACUUGUGCUUAUACGCGUAUACGCGUAUGUACGACCGCGAGCGCAAACGCACAUUCGUAGUGCCUACUUUUCUUUGUACCGUUCGCGUCACCGUGCAGUGUCUCGCGCACGACGGUGACGGUAACGACGAGUCGAAGAGAGAGAAGAGUCGGCGAACGAGCAAAGAAAUCUCUCCGUAUUGCACAGUGCCUUAAUCGUAUGGACCACUAUUUCACGAGUUGCGUCGUGAUCGAUCGAUCGAAAUUGAGAGCCUAGACUAGCUUUAGGCUUCUACAAUUCUUCUCGUUGGUUCGAUAGCGUCUUUCGAGGACGAUCGAUUCGACGUUACGAAUUCUCUCGAUCGCCGAAUACCGCGCGUUACGCCGCCACUGGAAGAACCUCGGUUUUUUAGAAGCUUUUCUUUUCCUCGUCGAUGCUGUUGUACAAGUGCCGUAAUCGUAGAGAUCUUUUAGAGAAUCAAUUAGAACGCGCGCGCGCGUUCGGAUAUACGUCUCAAGUACGCGAGAAACGGAAACUAUCAGGAGCUGCUCGAUCAUCGAACGAACUCGCGAUGUUUUCGACUCCGUGCAACCGCAACGAUCAAACGUACAGUUGUACGCGUAAACUAAUCGUAUGUAUACGUGUAAUUAAACGCGAAAGGAGCGAGCGCUCAAAAAUAUGGUGGAACCGAAACUUCCGUGAUCGAAGGAAGCGGUCCGUAUAUACUAGUCAUACGCGUUGCUCGUCCUCUUGUUCGAACCCGUUCGUUUCCCUCGUCGUACUUCGCGGUAUAAUCCCGUGACGAACCGUGCCUUUCGACGAAAGCACGAGGAUGGUAGCAGGAGAGACGAGAAGAUUCGAGGAGGAAAGACGAGCGUGUACCGACCGAAACGACGAAUCGCGCGUCGACGCUAACCAAGCCUUUUUCUAUCUUUCGCUGUCGUGGAUGCGGAAUACAAGAGGAGGAGCAGCAGGCAAAAAAGAGAGACAGAGAAGCUUAGAAAUGCGAUCGAUCGAAUAACAACCUCUCGUUAUUUCGUGGAGCUUAACCUCGUAGAUCGAGGAGGGGUCGGUAUCUUCAAAUGUUUAAUUCCACGAUCGAAUUGUAUCGAAGACGUUCGCGGAAAUUCCAAGACGUACGCGGCGACAUCGAGACGCACCAUGAUGAGAACGGGAAUGCGCGCGAUGAGAGCGGGUGAAAACGCGAGGAUGCGUGGUUGCAUGGUUGCGUGAUUUCAUGGUUUCAUGGUUGCCUCUGAUAAUCAAAGAAAACAUCAUCGAGACCUGUAUACUACAUAGUUGGAUUAACGCGGUAGAGAAGGGCGUGCAUCCGAGUUAAUCGUUUUAUCAUUUCUCCAGACAAAUUCGUCGUUAUUUAUUUUCGCCUAUUUUUUGGCCAAUAUUUAUAAUUAUUUACAUUCGUAUUUUAUUAAUUUUGAUCUUUGAGCCUCGCAACGGAGCCAUGUAUUGCUCUACCUUUUUUUUCUAACUCGGAUACAGCCUGUUCCCCAACUUAUUCAACUAUCAUCCCGUCGUCGUCGUCGUCAUCAUCAUCGUCAUUAUUGUCAUCGUUAUCAUUGCUCUCAUUCUUAUAAUUCUUAUGAUUUAUUAUUAUUAUUAUUGUUAUUAUUAUUAUUAUUAUUAUUAUUACUAUUAUUAUUAUUAUUAUUAUUAUCAUCACCACUGCUACGUUAUCGCUGUAACGUUUAUUAAUACCGAGGUUAAUUGCGACGAGAAGAAUCGCGCGUAUAGGCGUUAAGAUCUUAUGUACAUAUCUCUGUCAUUGUAUUAAUUUUAAUAACGUGCGAAAUAAAAUGCCGCAAAUCAUUCGAAA